Messenger RNA from Drosophila gunungcola (fruit fly), 779 nucleotides. Its product is annotated as nucleoplasmin-like protein. The transcript has 4 exons. Gene Ontology annotation, cellular component: cytoplasm; nucleolus; nucleoplasm. NCBI's taxonomy places the organism in Eukaryota, Metazoa, Arthropoda, Insecta, Diptera, Drosophilidae. Gene Ontology annotation, biological process: chromatin remodeling. The record is from RefSeq and is a predicted model, not a curated record. The coding region runs from base 136 to 606 and encodes 156 amino acids. Gene Ontology annotation, molecular function: RNA binding; chromatin binding; histone binding.
CGGCUGACUUUGUGCGUUUCCCAACACCGUUCAACGCUUCAUACAACUGCAGCCAUCGCCGUUUUACGGGCACGUGUAGAGUACAAAAAGUUUCCAUUAUUAAUUGACUGUACAUCUGUGUUCCCAGGCCUACAAAUGGAGUCCGAAUCGUUUUAUGGUGUUACACUCAGCGAGAAAGAGCCCAUCGCACAGUUCGACGUGCCAGAUAUACCAGAGGAGUAUAUCGUCCACUCACACAAGCUCAUCAUCAAACAGAUUUCCCUCGGGCCCGAUGCCAAGACCGGGGAGUUCAACGUUGUACAGGCGGAGACGAACAUAAACGAUGAUGGCGAGAAGAAGACGGUGAAGAUUCCCAUCGCCGUACUGAAGGUCGGCGAGACCCGUAGCUUAAGACCAAAUGUCGAGUUCCCCAACGGAUCCGUGACUUUCAAACUGGUGCAGGGCACUGGACCCGUCUACGUCUGUGGCAAGGCGGAAAUGAACUUUGGUGAGUUUGACGACGGUCAUAUUUACGAGGACUAUUCGGAUGAGGAGGAAGACAGCGAACUGGAGUUCGACGAAGAUGCAGCCCCACAGACGAAUGGCAAGAGCAAUAAGAAGAAGUAGAAAUACAUUACACUCCAGUAAGCUAACAAAUUGAUCCGAGAAAAUAAAAAAAGCCACUAAGGUAACAAAAAACCAAACAAAAGAACCCAUUUUUGAAGACUAUAAACAUGUAAGCCAGUUGAUUUACAAACAGAAUGCAAUUAUAACGACAUUUAUAUAUUUGGUCUAUAGUA